UGGAAAUCUCUUAGAAGAAUUUGAAAUCUUGCUCGGAUUCUGGUGUCGCACGGACCGGGAGAAGGACCGGGAAGAGGAGGGGAGGUGUGCGGCUCUCGCUGACUGGCGGCAGGACUAGAGAUUUGCCACUUUUCGGGAAGCCCGAAGGUUUGUUUGUUACCAAACUGUUGUUUCUCCCCUUUUCCUCUUCUGGGUUACGCUAAAUCCCUCAGCAUUAUUAAAGAAAACCGAAGCGUUGCCCACGUGUAGCUGGUGGCUUGCUUUUUUUUAAGGUAGUUUUCAUCGAGAAACUGACAAAGCUUCCUCCCUUCACCCGGAGGCUUUUGAGGUUUGAAACUGAAAUGGAGCUACUUUUCUCCCAAACACUACAUGUUGUAUGAGGGGAGCCAGGACGAAAACAUCGUGUUUGCUGAUUUCGAUACGACUCCCCGACACUCAGCACCUACGAGGGAUGCUUCACGGAGCUUCAUGUCGAAAAGAUUUGGAGUGUGCUCAGAGACUUCGUCGUGUCCAGCAGCUUAAUUGUUGACUUUUUUUUUUUAAGUGGAUUCGUAGCAUACUUUUAUGAAUUAAAUUUUGCCACCAUUUGUACAGAAGCCAAAUGACACGUGUGUUUUGAAACACGGUUCUAAAUAUAUCCAUCCCUCAACCCGGAUUCUCGCUAGAAAGAGCCGGAGGGAGAUCGUCAGUGUGUAAACAGAUCUGAUUUUACUGUUUUAUGAACACUAUCUGCUGCAGAAAUGUUGCUAUAGAUUGCUUUAUAACGGUUCAGCAAGAAGGGAGAUUUUCCAGCUUGCAGGACCCAGGAAACUGGAUACUUAAAGUCACUUAAAUGUUUUAACAGCAUUGGAAAAUGGGAGCUGCUACUAAGUUGGCGUUCGCUGUUUUUCUUAUCUCUUGUUCUUCAGGUGCCAUACUCGGCAGAUCAGAAACACAAGAGUGUAUCUACUACAACGCUAAUUGGGAAAAAGAUAAAACAAAUCGCAGUGGUAUUGAACCUUGUUAUGGUGAUAAAGAUAAAAGACGACAUUGUUUUGCUACAUGGAAGAAUAUUUCUGGAUCAAUUGAAAUUGUAAAGCAAGGGUGCUGGCUAGAUGACAUCAAUUGUUAUGACAGGAAUGAUUGCAUAGAGAAGAAAGACAGCCCUGAAGUGUUUUUCUGUUGUUGUGAAGGCAACAUGUGUAAUGAACGCUUUUUCUAUUUUCCAGAAAUGGAGGUCACGCAACCAACUUCCAACCCUGUUACACCUAAGCCACCUCUGUUCAAUACCUUGCUUUAUUCAUUGGUGCCUAUAAUGGGAAUUGCAGUUAUUGUGCUCUUUUCAUUUUGGAUGUACAGACAUCACAAGCUAGCGUAUCCUCCAGUACUUGUUCCAACCCAAGAUCCUGGACCACCACCACCUUCACCGUUGAUGGGUUUGAAGCCAUUACAGUUACUAGAGAUCAAAGCUAGAGGAAGAUUUGGUUGUGUAUGGAAAGCUCAACUGCUAAAUGAGUAUGUUGCGGUCAAAAUAUUCCCUAUUCAGGACAAACAGUCAUGGCAGAAUGAAUAUGAAAUUUACAGUUUACCUGGAAUGAAGCAUGACAAUAUCUUGCAGUUCAUUGGUGCAGAGAAACGAGGCACUAGCAUUGAUGUCGAUCUCUGGUUAAUUACAGCAUUUCAUGAAAAGGGUUCAUUAACAGACUUUCUCAAGGCUAACGUGGUUUCUUGGAAUGAGCUAUGUCACAUCGCUCAAACUAUGGCUAGAGGCUUGGCUUAUCUUCACGAGGAUAUACCAGGGCUAAAAGAUGGACAUAAACCUGCCAUCUCACAUAGGGACAUCAAAAGCAAGAAUGUGCUGCUGAAAAAUAAUCUCACAGCUUGUAUUGCUGAUUUCGGUCUAGCUUUAAAGUUUGAGGCUGGAAAGUCUGCAGGGGAUACACAUGGACAGGUUGGUACACGAAGGUAUAUGGCUCCUGAGGUACUAGAAGGUGCUAUAAACUUCCAAAGGGAUGCGUUUUUGAGAAUAGAUAUGUAUGCCAUGGGAUUAGUCCUCUGGGAAUUGGCAUCACGCUGUACUGCCUCGGAUGGCCCAGUAGAUGAGUACAUGUUGCCAUUUGAAGAAGAAAUUGGCCAGCAUCCCUCCCUUGAAGACAUGCAGGAAGUCGUAGUUCAUAAAAAGAAGAGGCCCGUUUUAAGAGAGUGUUGGCAAAAACAUUCUGGAAUGGCGAUGCUUUGUGAAACGAUAGAGGAGUGCUGGGAUCACGACGCAGAAGCCAGGUUGUCAGCGGGUUGCGUAGAAGAGCGGAUUAUUCAGAUGCAAAAACUAACUAACAUUAUAACAACAGAGGACAUCGUGACGGUGGUCACGAUGGUGACAAAUGUUGACUUUCCUCCCAAAGAAUCCAGUCUAUGAUAGUUGCACUGGUCACGUGACUGACCACCAGGACUCUUCACUGGAGCUGCUAAAGCUAAGGGGACUGCUUACGUCAUUACUGUUUUCUGUGUGAAAAGAAUGGUAAGUCUCUCUGGAACAUCAUCAAGAGGUGUUUUUCCUUUAUUUCCCCCUUCCUCCUCUGGAACGCGGAUCCACGAGACUUUUUGCAUUCCCUCCUUACACCUGAAGGACGUGGGACUGAGAAAGGGUAACGUGCUGUUAAGGAACUUAAAUGAAGAAUAUGGACCUGUACUGGCUAAUCAAGCGUUUUAAAAACUGACAUCAGAUUUCUUAAUACCUGUCAGAAGAGACUAAUUCCUUAAAUGAACUACUGUUAUUUUUUUUAAAUCAAACAUUUCAUUUCAGAUUUAAAAA
Haliaeetus leucocephalus (bald eagle) is the source of this 2791-nucleotide messenger RNA. RefSeq names its product activin A receptor, type IIA (gene ACVR2A). The coding region runs from base 854 to 2395 and encodes 513 amino acids. NCBI's taxonomy places the organism in Eukaryota, Metazoa, Chordata, Aves, Accipitriformes, Accipitridae. Gene Ontology annotation, cellular component: activin receptor complex; plasma membrane. Gene Ontology annotation, biological process: protein phosphorylation; cellular response to growth factor stimulus; activin receptor signaling pathway. The record is from RefSeq and is a predicted model, not a curated record. The transcript has 11 exons. Gene Ontology annotation, molecular function: activin binding; activin receptor activity; ATP binding.